Messenger RNA from Elaeis guineensis (African oil palm), 2094 nucleotides. Its product is annotated as pentatricopeptide repeat-containing protein At5g06540. Gene Ontology annotation, molecular function: protein binding; RNA binding. Gene Ontology annotation, biological process: RNA modification. The record is from RefSeq and is a predicted model, not a curated record. Lineage: Eukaryota; Viridiplantae; Streptophyta; Magnoliopsida; Arecales; Arecaceae.
UAUUUGUUCAGCUUUAAUUUUGAGGAAGUUGCUAGUGUCAUAGUGCACCCUUCUUUAAGUUGUUCCCGCUUUUAACCAGUUCCAUCAGUCCGCUUUUAACCGGUGCAUGCAAUACGGAGGCCGCUCCGGAGACUAGUUCAAACUUGACGGAGGGUUCGUUAUGUAAUAUACAUCUUUAGUAGGGGUUGAUAAAUAAUAACAAUUCCUUCUUCCUAUUUGGACUAAUCUGACAGUGCGGGACUGGUUCAAACUUGGUGCAAGGAAAUUUUUUUUGUGCAAGUCACUUAAAGUUCUCUACGUCGCAACCGAGUCCUCCGUUUUAAAAGAACUGCAGUCUUCGUCUCCACUAUCCACCCCACUCUAUUCCAGGCUGCCCACUCAUGCCAGCCAAAUCGACGCAUGCAACGAUAUGCCAUCGCCGGCAAGCUCUGACCAUCCACUACCAUCAUCGGAGUGGUCCACGUUCGUAUGGAACACCAUCAUCCGGUGUGCCCCUCCCCUCCAGGCCCUGUCCAUCUACGCUCAUUCCAUGCUCCCCUCUGGGGCCCGCCCCAACAAAUUCACCUUUACCUUCCUCCUCAAAGCCUGCCUUCGAGCCCCCGCCUUCAGCCCUCUCAUUCACGCCCACCUCGCCAAGCUCGGCCUCCACCCCGACCCCUUCCUUCGCUCCGCCCUCAUCGCCGCCUACGCCGCUGCCGGCCGCCUACCCGCCGCCCUCCGCGUCUUCCACCUCUUCCCCCAUCCUGACAUCGUCCUCCGCACCGCCCUUGUCUCUGCCUUUGCCAGCUGCGGCCUCCCCGAUGCUGCUCUCCAGACGUUCGACGAAAUUCCCCACCCCAACCCCGUCUCUUGGGCCGCCCUCCUCUCCGCCUACACCCGAACCGGCCGCCACGCCGAGGCUCUCUCCUUCUUCCGCCGCAUGCGCUUUGCAGGCGCCGCCCCCACCGAGGCCGCACUCGUCUCCUCCCUCUCGUCCGCCGCCGUCCUCGGCGCGCUUUUCGACGGCCAGCGCGCCCACCGUGACGUUGUCGUUUACGGAAAGUGCCUUACACCCGUCCUUGGCACUGCGUUGCUCGCCAUGUACGCAAAAUGUGGGCGGAUAGACUCCGCGCGGCGGUCGUUCGACGAAAUGCCGAAGAGGGACCAGCCGGCGUGGGCGGCGAUGAUCACGGCGCUGGCCUCGCACGGGAGGGGCGAGGAAGCGCUGCGGCUCUUCGACGAGAUGCUGGGGCUUGGCUUGAUACCGGACCACGUGACCUACGUGGGGGUCCUCCACGCAUGCAGCCAUGCAGGGCUGGUGGACGAGGCGCGUGGCCACUUCGAUAAGAUGGUCAAAGUCUAUGGGAUCGAGCCGAGGGCGGAGCACUACGGGUGUAUGGUGGACGUGCUGGGGCGUGCAGGGUUGGUGGAGGAGGCGUGGGCGGUGGCUCGGAGGAUGCCGGUGGCACCAGACGAGCGGGUGCUCAAGAGCCUGCUGAGCCCGAGCUGUGCGCUUGGGUUCGUUGAAUGCGCAGAGUGGGCGACGGAGAGGCUGGUGGCAUGGGACGCGGGGCAUGCAUCCGCGUACGUGCUGCUGUCGAACAUGUACGCUGCGUUGGGGAGGUGGGAGGACAGCGCUAGAGUGAGGAAGCUGAUGAGGGUCCGCGGAGUGCCCAAGGCGCCUGGUUGCAGCGCCGUUGAUUGAGGGGAGCUUUUUGUAGAUCGUGUGGGAAGUCUUCACAGCUCACUAGUUGGAGUAUUGCUACAACACUACGUCAGCAUCGGAUUGCAAGUGCCGAGUUGGUGGAUUGGAUCGAUCUGCUUCGCUCUGGUUACAUCAGGUGCGAUCCAAAGGAAUGUUAUUGAGAUCAGUUUCGAUUGAAAAAAUAUACUUUGUUUCUUGGCAUGGACUGCAUGGUAGAACUGAUAUAUUAUAUAUUCCAUAACACUGUGGAUUAAAUUAACAAAAAAAAAUUAGUUAUUGAUUUAUACUAAGAUUGUAUGCAAUAUAAGUUGUUGAUAAUGUCUAACUUUUGUUUAUUGAUGAUUUAUUGUAUAAUAUGUUUAUGGUACAAUUAGAUUAUCAAUUUUCAUUACAGUUUGGUUUUUCGCAUU